UAAACAUUAAACAUGGCCGCCGACGAAAGGUAGCGGUAGCGCCGUCGGUGGUGAAGGUCUUCGUUUCCGAAGCCAUUAAAGUUGAAUUUAAGCCAAACCGCUGACCCGACGCGACACUAAACAUCUUCCGUGCUACCGGGACAGAAGCUCACGGGAGCUCACGGAGAAAUGUUACCGUUAAGUCACCUCACGGCCGGCCGUUAAAAUCUCCGCUUCUUCCCGAGGGGUCUCUCCUCGCGAGCUGGACCGGAACAGCCACGAUGAAGACAGUCUGAAGCACAUGAUCUCGAUGGGCGGCCGGAGGCAGAAAGCAGUGGACGACGAAGAGCGCACUCUCAUCGUGCCUCCGUCUUCCUCUGGCGGGGAUCUCCCGGACCAAGAUGCCUCCGCGACGGGGUUCAUCUACGUGUUGGCGUUCUUCUCCGCCCUGGGGGGGUUCCUCUUCGGGUACGACACCGGGGUGGUGUCCGGGGCCAUGCUGCUCCUGAAGGAGGAGAUGAACCUGAGCACCCUGUGGCAGGAGCUGCUGGUCUCCAGCACCGUCGGGGCGGCGGCGCUCUCGGCCCUGAGCGGAGGCUUCCUGAACGGGUGGCUGGGCCGCAGGGUCUGCAUCCUGUUGGCCAGCUUCAUCUUCGCCGUCGGCGGCGUCAUCCUGAGCGCGGCCCCGGACAAAGCGGUGCUUCUCGUGGGCAGAGUCACAGUGGGUUUGGGCAUCGGCAUUGCCUCGAUGACGGUUCCCGUCUACAUCGCCGAAGUUUCCCCCCCCAACAGGAGAGGUCAGCUGGUCACCAUCAACUCCCUCUUCAUCACCGGCGGCCAGUUCAUCGCGAGCGUGAUCGACGGCGUGUUCAGCUACAUGGGCCGCGGCGGCUGGAGGUACAUGCUGGGGUUGUCCGUUCUCCCGGCGGUGCUGCAGUUCGUGGGCUUCCUCUUCCUGCCGGAGAGCCCUCGUUGGCUCCUCGCGAAGGGCCGGAGCCAAGAGGCCCGCCGAGCUCUGAGCCGGAUCAGAGGAGACCGGGGCGUCGACGAGGAGUACGCCGCCAUCCGAACCAGCGUCGAGAAAGAGAAGAAAGGGGCGGGUGGAGGAGGCCUCGUUAUUUCGCGGAUCUUGAGCCACGGUCCGACUCGAAGGGCUCUCAUCGUUGGCUGCAGCCUCCAGAUGUUUCAGCAGCUGGCCGGGAUAAACACCGUCAUGUACUACAGCGCCACCAUUCUGCAGAUGGCCGGGGUGCGUGAUGUCAAACAGGCGAUCUGGUUGACCGCUGCAACUUCCGCCACCAACUUCGUGUUCACCUUGGUCGGCGUGUGGCUGGUGGAGCGCGUGGGCCGCAGGAAGCUCACCCUGGGCAGUCUGAUGGGCACCGGUCUGAGUCUGACUCUGUUGGCGGUCGGGUUCUUGCUGGCGGCACAGCAUUCUCCGCCCACCACCCUCCACCCGGUCGACGCCCAAAACUCCACCUGCCGACUCUACAGGUCCUGUGAGUUCUGCAUGUUGGAUCCAGAUUGUGGGUUCUGCUAUCGUGAAGACGACAGCAGAGUGUACAACUCCUCCUGCGUUCCCGUCAAUCAAGCGUCCACAGAUAACGCCGCCUGGGGAAGGUGUUCCAACCAGACGGAGGCGACUGCGAGCCCGAUGUGGGCCUACAACUACUGUCCAACGUCCUACUCCUGGGUCGUCAUCAUGGGCCUCAUCCUCUACCUCGCCUUCUUCGCUCCGGGUAUGGGCACCAUGCCUUGGACGGUGAACUCCGAGAUCUACCCGCUGUGGGCCCGCAGCACCGGCAACGCCUGGUCGGCCGGGGUCAACUGGAUCUUCAACGUCCUGGUGUCCCUGACCUUCCUCCACGUCGCCCGGUACCUGACUUAUUACGGGGCGUUCUUCAUGUACACGGGCCUGGUGGCGGUGGGGCUGCUCUUCGUCCAGGGCUGCCUCCCGGAGACGAAGGGCCUGCCGCUGGAGGACGUGGAGAACCUGUUCGCCGGUCGGCUCUGCUCCUGCGGGUCCUCCUCGGCCACUCGCGACGUGCAUUACGUCCGGGUGAACGGCAGAGGCAGCCACCCCUCUGACAGCGACGCCUCGGACGCAGAGUAGACGUCUUCUCCGUGGGGGGGGGGGGGGGGGUGGACUUAACCGGUGAGAAUGUGUCUGAUCGUAGGCUCGGCGGUCUGUGACGGCAUCACGUCCACAAGGUGACGAUCCUCCAUGAACACAUUCCUGUUUUAAAUGUUUUUAAACUUUUCACGUGUGCUGCUGCUCGUGGGUCAAUGCUAUUGUUUGCACAGUGGGAUGGAUUGCACUUUAAAAAAAAAAAAAAGUGUCCUUUUGUUGUUUUCUUUUUUUCUUUUAUGUUGGUUUGCUAAAAUGCGUUGCUCGAAUAUUUAAUUAAACCUUUUUCUGGCGAGGUUCUGACUUUUUCUAGCGAGGUUCUGAGCGUCCCGUUUGCACAGAGACGCUCUGACAUUUGCCAGUUUGCAAUCUUAAAGACUAACAAAAUCAAGAUUACCACAAAAAAUUUGAAGAGGGGAAAUUUGCUAUUUACCUGUUUUUUUAUUUAUGUUUUUUUUCUGAGUGAAACGUGUGGAAAAUGGUACAAAGGCCGUCAUAAUUCUGGGAGCAGAAAAAACAUUUCCAAUAUUUCCAAAGUGCAUUUUGUGGUUACCGAUCCAUAAUCCUGACUUCUGAUGCCGUGUUUGUUACGACAGCAGUGAGAUCACCUGACUGCUAUUCAUGUGAAUCGUAUUAAUUACCGACGUUGUGGGAGAAAUUAAAAAAUGAAUGCCGUUUGUAUCGGAAACUAUUUUGUACAACGGGUGGAUGUGAUGUUUGUCGUGAAGGAGGAAAAAAACAACAAUAAAUCCAUUUAAUUUAA
Cyclopterus lumpus (lumpfish) is the source of this 2870-nucleotide messenger RNA. Its product is annotated as proton myo-inositol cotransporter-like. The record is from RefSeq and is a predicted model, not a curated record. The transcript is spliced from 11 exons. Lineage: Eukaryota; Metazoa; Chordata; Actinopteri; Perciformes; Cyclopteridae. Gene Ontology annotation, cellular component: membrane. Gene Ontology annotation, molecular function: myo-inositol:proton symporter activity. The coding region runs from base 281 to 2092 and encodes 603 amino acids. Gene Ontology annotation, biological process: transmembrane transport.